ACAUCAGUUCAUCCCCUCGUAUAUUAGACGCGAAGAUGGUCCAUGUUCACGAUCACCUCCGGUUCUUGGAGGCCCUAGUCCUUUGCUAUCCACGCCCAUUGGAGCCAUCAUGCCUCUUACCGGGAGCAUUAUCGAACUCUUGACAGCGCCAAACCCGGCGCUAGACCUGCGCUAUCAACCCACCGGUGCCGUCACGCAAAGCGUGCGCUAUGAACCGCUCGAAGAAGACUGCUUGCUGAACUGGCCGGACUUCACCUACGAAAACAUCAAGGCUGCAUAUGGCCACCUUUUCGACAUCGGCCCUAUCGCCUCCGACGCCAUCCAGGACCUUCGAGGCUCGCCAGGCAUGAUUGUGAAGGAAGCUCAUGUCGACGACGUUGUCGUGGUGUGGAACUGGCAAAUUUGCCGCUUCCCGCUCAAGCGCGGCGCCGAGCGAGUGCUAGCCGACCUCGGUCUCGAGCAGCUCGAAUUGACCAUGAGGCACCUAGGCCAGGAGUCCAAAGACCCGCGGAGUGACGCCAAACCCAAGUCUCCGGAUUGGUGCAUCUUCCUCUGGGACCCCCGGGAUCCAGCGGACGAGAGCCAAACCAUCACUGUCUGGGGAGACAGCAAGUGCAGCAGCAAGUGGCGGAGCGACAAGGAUCUCCUGCCCUCCAGAUUCAAAUCCAACUGGAUCUGGCCUUUUCGUCAGGUCUUGACCUAUUGUGUCAGCAACGCAACACGGUACGGGUACAUCCUGACGCCGGAUGAGGUCGUCGUCCUCCGCGUGCACGAGGACCGGAGCACGCCGACCAAGCCUUGGCGGAUUCAGUACGCCUCGGUUCCCUGGGCGAAUUCCGGCGAGGGAGUUCUCACGGUCAACCUGGCCAUCUGGGCAUUGGCGAUGAUGAGCUUAAACGAGGGCCAUCGGCCGAUACGCACACUCGACCACACCCUGCCUCUCAACGUCUGGUGGGUGGAUCCAAGUCAGAGCCAGCGAGGGACACCGACGUAUGAACACCACCUAUCCGGCGCCAGGGUCUCAAAGGCUCCGGUAGGCCUCGAUGCACGGUCACGGCCCGACACGAUUCCCGGAUUCGACCAAGGCUCGGGUCAGCGGCGUGCCAAGAGGUCCCGGCGUUAGAAUUUCCUUGCUAUUUCAUGUCCGUUGCCGUUUCUGGUUUGCUCCUCUGCUGUUUGCUUUUCCAUCUUUCCUAGGUUGCACUGCUGCCUGCUCC
This is a messenger RNA of Thermothielavioides terrestris NRRL 8126, 1217 nucleotides long. RefSeq lists its product as uncharacterized. The transcript has a single exon. The coding region runs from base 110 to 1123 and encodes 337 amino acids. NCBI's taxonomy places the organism in Eukaryota, Fungi, Ascomycota, Sordariomycetes, Sordariales, Chaetomiaceae. The record is from RefSeq and is a predicted model, not a curated record.